Molecule: messenger RNA, 438 nt
Organism: Adineta ricciae
Lineage: Eukaryota; Metazoa; Rotifera; Eurotatoria; Adinetida; Adinetidae
Source: the annotation of a GenBank genome assembly
AUGGAUAUUCCUUAUGAAAAAAUGCCAGCAUUUGAACAACCAUCAUCAACCGAUUCUACGAACGAUGGUAUUAUUCGUACACAAGUUGCCGCACCACGUGUCCGGCAUUAUUUUGUAUUUUCACUCUUUUCGGCUCUCUGCUUAUGUCCAGCAACCGGUCUUAUUGCUUUGGCUUAUUCAUUAAAGAGCUCAGCUAAAGCUGACGUUCAAUUCCAUGAUAAAGCUCGGCUUUAUUCCCGUCGGGCUUUAAUUUGGAACUUAUGUUCAGUCGUUUUCGCUUUCCUAUCAGUCGUCGCGGUUUUAAUCGUCUGCUAUUAUUUUAAUGAAGCGGUCAAUAAUUACAGCAGCUCGUUUGAUAGUAUGUUCCGCCAACAGCGUCGCAAUGAAAUCAAUAGUGAAAUCAACCGAAUGAUUCAAUCGUUCAACAAUGAAAAAUGA